Sapajus apella (tufted capuchin) is the source of this 2846-nucleotide messenger RNA. It is a transcript of the gene ANKRD34B, whose product is annotated as ankyrin repeat domain 34B. Gene Ontology annotation, molecular function: protein binding. The transcript is spliced from 3 exons. The coding region runs from base 1029 to 2573 and encodes 514 amino acids. The record is from RefSeq and is a predicted model, not a curated record. NCBI's taxonomy places the organism in Eukaryota, Metazoa, Chordata, Mammalia, Primates, Cebidae.
AAAUAACUCAAUGAUUAUAAUUUUGGUGGCAUCUUGGGCAUAGAGAGAGGAACUAAAGGAGCAUCAUAAAUAUGCCAUGAUGAGUUGCAAGUGAUAUUAAAGACAUUGUAAUUUUUAAAUGAAAAGCAGCUUAUCCAGCCUUUUAAUAAUUAAUAUCCUGUAAUAAUGUUGAAAUGAUAGUGUUUGGAACUUGUAAGGAAAAUACACUUAAAGGAUAUGUUCUUUCCAUGUUUCACUUAUUAGAUUCCACUGAUAUUUACAAAAUGAGAUGAAGCAUUGCAUCCUAGAAAUAUGAGAUCCUUAAAAAAAAAUUCUAACAUAUCAUCUGUUAUUUUAAAUAGGCUUAGGACUGGAGACAUGAUAAACAUUUUAAAAAGCUAAUUAUGAGAUAAACAUUUUAAAAAGAGGAAUGCAGUGACUGUGAAGACACAACAGGAAAGUCUUUUUCUAGACAUUGUCUGAUUUCAUUACCACAUCCCCAUAGAAUGAAUGUUCUAUGAUUGUCAUUUCACACAUGAGGAGCUCAAGACUCCUAGAGGCUGAGAGGCUGGAUCAGGGCACACAGCCAAUGAGUAGGAGAGUCACGACUGACAGCUGUCUGAUGCCUGAACUUUCAGCAGUUGAACUAUUAUCUAUAUGGAAGGUGCAGCUAAGUUUAGAGAUUGCUUAUAGUCUAGGGAUAACAAAGAGAUCCAUUGGAUGUUAAUAUGCUAUCAACACUCAGGAUCCAGCCAGGAUGCUUCAAGGAGGAAAGAACAUUCUAGGCAAGAGAAGUGGUCUUCAUCAAAAGUAGAAUUCAACUCUAAGAAAAGGAAAUAAGUCAGACGUAAAUAUCAGUGUUUUUGAUGUACAACUGGAGAAGGCAAGAUAAAAGAACCCCGGAAAAGGAUGAAGGCCUAAAGAGAAGGGGAUUCUUCCAUUCAGAUGCUUUGCAUUCAGAAUAGACCUCUGAGUUGGGACCCAAGGUGUCAACUGAUCCCAAAUUCCUAAGUUCCUGACUUGCAGGUAUUGAUUUCUAACUUCUGAAGAUGGAUGAAUGUAUGGAAAUUUCAAGUGAAGGAAAUUCCUUGAUCAAAGCAGUUCAUCAGAGCCGGCUUCGCCUCACAAGACUUUUGCUAGAAGGCGGUGCCUACAUUAAUGAGAGCAAUGACCGUGGGGAAACCCCUUUAAUGAUCGCUUGUAAGACCAAACAUUUCGAUCACCAGAGUGUCAGUAAAGCCAAAAUGGUGAAAUACCUGUUAGAGAACAACGCCGAUCCCAACAUACAGGACAAAUCUGGGAAAACGGCUCUGAUGCAUGCUUGCUUAGAAAAAGCUGGCCCUGAAGUUGUUUCCUUGCUCCUCAAGAGUGGGGCUGACCUCAGCUUGCAAGACCAUUCUAGUUACUCAGCUCUUGUUUAUGCUAUAAAUUCAGAAGAUACAGAGACAAUGAAAGUUCUACUUAGUGCUUGCAAGGCUAAAGGGAAAGAGGUCAUCAUCAUCACAACAGCAAAGUCACCCUGUGGGAAGCAUACAACUAAACAGUACUUAAAUGUGCCUCCUGUGGACAUAGAUGGGUGUCAUUCCCCAGCCACCUGCACCACUCCUUCAGAAAUAGACAUCAAAACUGCCUCAUCACCACUUUCAGAUUCUUCCGAAACGGAACUGAUGCUUUUUGGCUUUAAAGAUCUUGAGCUUGCUGGAAGCAAUGAUGAUACCUGGGACCCAGGUUCCCCUGUGAGGAAGCCUGCUAUGGCCCCUAAGGGGCCCAAGCUCCCCCAGGCUCCACCAUGGAUCAAGAGUCCCCCAUCCUUAAUGUACCAGAACAGAGUGGCUUCAUUGCAAGAGGAGCUCCAGGAUAUUACACCAGAGGAAGAAUUAUCUUAUAAAAUCAAUGGGCUGGCACUUUCCAAGCGGUUCAUCACUAGGCACCAAAGCAUUGAUGUCAAAGACACUGCACAUUUGCUAAGAGCCUUUGAUCAGGCCAGCUCAAGGAAGAUGUCAUAUGAGGAAAUAAAUUAUCAAUCUUAUCUUUCAGAAGGAAAUCAGCAAUGCAUUGAUGUCCCUGUUGACCAGGACCCAGAUUCUAACCAGACAAUAUUUGCUUCCACCUUAAGAAGUAUAGUUCAAAAAAGAAACUUGGGGGCAAAUCACUACAGCUCUGAUUCCCAGCUCUCAGCUGGCCUUACCCCUCCAACUUUAGAAGAUGGCAAAGCACUUAUAGGAAAGAAAAAGAUCCUCUUGCCAUCUCCUUCCCAAUUGUCAGAGUCCAAAGAAUUGUUGGAGAAUAUCCCCCCAGGCCUCCUGAGCAGGAGAAAUCAUGCAAUUUUAGAAAGGCGAGGUUCAGGAGCUUUCCCUUUGGAUCACAGUAUUACCCAAACCAGACCAGGGUUUCUCCCACCCUUAAAUGUAAAUUCUCACCCUCCCAUCUCAGAUACCAAUGUCAACAACAAGAUUUGCAGCCUUCUUUCUUGUGGUCAAAAAAUGCUUAUGCCAACAGUUCCUAUUUUCCCUAAAGAAUUCAAAAGUAAGAAAAUGUUGUUAAGGAGACAAUCAUUGCAAACUGAACAAAUUAAGCAAUUAGUAAACUUUUAGGAGAUGGGUACGAAACACAUUUUCUUCAAAUGUUUAUAUCAUAGAAACAAAGAACUAGAGAAGAAAUCUUAAAUGUUCAUUCUUUUAAAUCUCAUAAUUGGUUAGUCCAUAAUGGCUAGGCAGAUUAAAAUGUAAUUGAUUUGUACUAGGCAUCAUGAACAUAAAAAAUAAUAUAUAGUUUCUGCUAAGGAAAAUUCUCUCAAACAAAAGGAAAGCUAUUUUUCUCAAUGCUUCUAAUAUUUAACAAUCUCCAUGUAGUCUAAAUUUGUCAUU